CAUUUGGAUAGCCCUUCGUUGUUGAUGUUGAUGAUUUCUAUCUAAUGCCUGUAGGCAUAUACGAUAGUGUUGAUAUAUCAGUGCAAAGGAGCAAGUGAACAAGGCAGAGGCCCAUGUGGUGAAAGCUUGGAUGCUCAGGCCUGAAUUUCAAUUUUUACCAUAUGUCAGGCCAUUGUUGUACUUGAUAUCCUUACCACACAAAGACAAUAUACAGUAAAAACUUCUCUAUGGAGAUGGCCGACCAUCAUAGCCAUUUUCAAAAUGGUGGCCUUCCUGGUUACAGUGGCAUGAUGGGACACAUGCAUUUACAUGACAACCAGGGAAUUGGAGGACACAAACUUAUUAGUCAAGAUGAUCUAGAUCUUGAUUCGCUUGUAAACGGACUGAGUUCUUUUCCAACGCCACUGGACAGCGACGAACAGCACCUCCUGAGUCAAGAAUACCUCAAUGAAUCAUCGGAUUACGAGCCGUCGGAUCAUUCAAGCUCACCUCCAGCUUAUUCAGAUUGCAACGUUGACCCUCUUGAUAAGGUUUCAUCACCUAUCCAAGUUCGGAGAUUUCAUCGACAGCACCGCAGCCUUGUAAAGAGUAAAUCAUUGCCAAUUCGACGGAGCAUGAAGAGUGAUAUCCCGGAUCCAUUCCCGGAUCUUGGCGGUUAUCAGCAAUCAAGAAUCGCAACAUCAAUGGAGGAGUGCUUUUUUAGGAACCAGGACAACCUGAAAGAUCAGGAAUCAAUACCAUCAGAAAACUCAGUUCCAAUCAAGAUUUACUGUGAAGAUGGUAGUUGGAAAGUCACAACAGUAAUUGUGGAACCAUCCCAUAAUGCAAUGGAUGUUUGUCGAAUUAUGGUGAUGAAAAAGAACACAAUUGAAGAUAAGAAUUGGUCUUUGGUAGAGCAUCUCACUGACCAGGGACUUGAGAGAACGUUAGAAGACCAUGAAAAAGUUCUGGAAGUUUACAACAAUUGGCCUAAAUCUAGCAGCAAUAAGAUCUACUUUAGGAAAAACUUCAGAAAGUAUGAAAUCUUUCAGAACCCUUGUCAAUUUUUUCCAAUGCAUAUGCUAGAGAUGACAGAUGAACUAGAAGGCCUCUCUGAAAAAGCAGAACGAACAAAACAGAUUCUAUUGAAGAAUUUAUUUUUGAAAGGGGACAAAGUACCUAAAAUUCAAGGAUACUUGCAUUCUCACGAGGGACACAAGAAGUCGUGGAAAAAACACUAUUUUAUCUUACGACAGUCCGGAUUAUACUAUUCUACGAAGGGAACUUCAAAGGACCCAAAACAUUUAACAUGUUAUGUGCAAUUUGAUAGACUAGAGCUUCAUUAUGCAAUAAAUGGAAAGAAGCAAUACCACUCACCAACUGAGUAUGUUUUUACAAUAAGACCUACCAAGCCCCACGUUGAAUCUAAAGAAGUGAAAUACUUUUGUGCAGAAGAUGAACAAUCACGGCAAUGUUGGCUUGCGGCAAUGAGGCUGAUUGCUAACGGAAAGCAACUGAGUGAAAACUACCAAACAGCAAGAAAGUUUCAAGCCCUUGGGAGAGAAAUGGACCUUGAGACUUCCUCACGGAGAAUUGAAAACAGCAAUGAAAGAGUUGCGAUAGAUUUUUCUGGAAAUUCUGGCAGGAUCAUAGGAAACGCAAGUGAGGCGAUUGCAAUUGCAGAACGGGAAGGCGUUGAGUGGAGUCGCCGGAGUGGUCGUCCCGUUGAAAGCCCAAGAAGCAGCCCUAGGCACGGAUCUGGGGGUAGCCCUAGAUUCACAGCCAGUAGUCCAAGGACAGUGGCUACUAGUCCUAGAAUGAGUUACAGUCCAAGGUUUAACUGUAUGUCAUCGGGAAGUCCGCGAUACACAGCGUUUCACAACGGUUACAGUCCAAUCAUGAAGAGACGAUUACAUACUGGUAUUGAUGCAGGUAUUCAUGUAACACAGCCCUGGUACCACAGUGGCAUUUCACGGGAUGAAACACACAGUCUCUUUGCCAAGCAAGGAAUGGUUGAUGGCCUGUUCUUAAUAAGAGAAAGUCAGCGUUUGCCUGGAACUUAUGUGUUGUCAUUUAGCCAGAAUCAACGUGUUAAACAUUACCCAAUACAGUUGAUGGAAGAAGACAACAAACGUUUUGUCAGUUUAGAUGAGGGGAUGACAAAAUUCAACGAUCUUGUACAGUUGGUGGAAUUCUAUAAGAUGAACGCUGUUGGAUUACCCACAAGGCUUCUGCAUGUAUGUACAAAACUCUGAAACUGUUAAGAGCAAAAGAGAGAGAAUGUUCAAAGCUGACAAAAGUAUUGCAACUACUUUCUAAGGUUGCCUGCAGACGAUUGCAUCUGCAUGAUGAACUGGAUCUUGUCUGGAGACACGCGGACAUGCAGACUACAGUGUGUGAUACCUGUGCAUGAUCCUGUGGUUGUUGAACUCUUGAAGAAGCUAAUUUUAAUGGAAGUCGUGAUCACCAAGUGAUUUUUGGAAGUAUUUCAAUGAGGAAGAGUCACUUUAAAGUUUUUGGAACUCUGAGUAUUUUAAUCAUGCUCAUAUUAUAAACAAUUUCAAAGGCAAUGUGGCAUUGUUGAAGCUUCGUAAUACAGUAUUUUGAUGUGAUAAAAAAAAAAAACCAUGUGAACACUCGCAGUGGAUACAGUGGUGUCUUGGUCAUUGACGCCUUGAAGAGCUGUCAUCGUGUCCAACUACUCGUGCGUUAAAGAGCUAUCAUAAUCUUUGAUCUCUGAUGCCCACUGGCUACACCUUUUGGUUAUUUUGAAGGAAGACUCUUCAUAGUAGUAAAUCAUAAUAAUUUAAACUAUUUGAGGAAAAGGUUUGCAAUUUUUGCACAUAAUGCCAACAUUUGGCUAAGAUCUUGGAAACAUCAUUUACACUGCAAAUAUUGUGUAUUUUCUAUGAUCAGUAAAAACUUCAGCCUAGAAUUUUAUCUAGGAAGGAAUUUCUAGCUUCAGUAUAAUAUAGACACAGAUUGUUUGCUUUAAGGAUUGGCCAGGAAUCUAUGUUGUAGUUAACAACUUAGGACCUUGCCAUGUACGUUAGUUUACUGGACUAAUAGUCUAUUUGAGGACUAUUCUUUAAUAGACAUUGGUUGGACAGGAUGCCGCUUCAGGUAUUAAAUCUACUUAACGUAAAUAUUUUAUGAUAUUGAUAGAAUACAGUUGGUCAGAUCUAGAAAACAAGGUUUUUCAAAACUGGUUUAAUUAAAUUAUAGUGUAUAGCCUUGAUUUGGAAGCCCUCUACUAUAUAUUUAUUUUACUCAUUAAAUAUAAAUGAAAUUUUUAUUACUCAAUCUUAGUACAUACAGGUAUGGACCUUAAAUUUUAUUAAAUAUAGCAAGAGUUGAGUAGUAAUGAAAUAUAUAAAGAUUAUAAAAGUAAAGAAACAAUGACUGAGUUGUUUAAAUAAUUUAAAUUAUUGCCUUGGUUUUGAAAACUACAAUCCACAGACUUGAAAAUCAAUUGUUGUUACUCGUACUUCCUCAUAGUUAGGAGAAAGGUUACUAUGAUUGGGGAAUGAAUCAGUUAGAAUGAGCAUGAUUUUGGCAUAGGUUUGUGGCUGUCUCUCUUCUGUAUUUAAAGUACAUGUUAUGAUUUCAUGAAGGCUUACAUGACACCAUAACCUAGUCUCCAGCUCUGUGACCUAACCCAUCAGUCAAACCAACUGACAGGUCCCUUGCUGGUGUGAGUGGCAGUUGUUUAACUGUCAAUUAAGUCUGUGUAGCUGGUUGUAGCAGUUUUAUUACUGAGAGAAAUCAAGUGCCAAUCGAGUGUCAAUGUUUGAUUGGCAUACCUGUGAUAUGGCCCUAAAGGUCUCCAUCGCUUCAGAACAAUAGUUUUAUUUAUUUUACACUCUGUAGUCGCUCAUGUAUUGUGUGACAACAUUGUUUUAACAGGAUUCAACUUCAUUCUUAAAACUUACUUGGCAUAUUAUUCAUAAUCAUUUCUUGGUUAUCUUUUUUGUAAGGAAAAUAAUGCAUUAUCAAAAUUGACAAAGAACGAUCAAGAUAUUUAUUUUGAUCUGUUCUGUUGGUAAAUGAGAAUCACUCAAAUUGUUAUAACAAUUGUGCAUGUUAGUUAUGAUAAACAGGACAUGCAUAAGUAAAUAAUUUUGACAUUUGUCCCACAUAUCUUGGAGGAAGUUAUGGAUGUGACUGGGAGACUUGUAGCGAUAGAAAUUUUUCAAAUAGUUAAAGAAAAGAAAUACAAUCCAAUUAUACUAAAUGAAAUUAUGGAGGUGAAAGCUUAAACAUCAUUGUGUAAAACUGUUUAUCAGUAGAGCCUUUAACAGUUUUAAGAAUAAAUAACUUAUGAAAAGACAGUUUUUAUUAGAAAAACAAUGUUGCAAAACAAUAUUGUAUAAUUUGUUGCCAAGAUGUUUUUCAUGACUUUUAAAUGAAAAAGUACUUGGUUGAAACACGGUUGAAAUGUUAACUGAAUAAUCAUGUUACUGAUUGGUUAUAACAGUGAUGACGUCAUCAGAUUGCGUUUUACAGCAAGAAUAAUUUGAUAUAUUUUAGCAUUUUUAUGUUAUGUUAUAAAGGUUGCUUAGUGCCUCUGUUAAUAGUAGAUAACAUAAAGAAUUGUACAAAGUGAACAUAUUAUGGAAAAAUAUAUAAUUUUAAGGGAAAAUAAAUAGAAAAUUUUAAGUAUUUUCAAGACUUAUUCAUUUUAAUAGAUAUGUAUGUUGGAUUUUUUUUUUAAUUAUUUGUUGAUAGAUUCAUGAAAUUUUGUUGUGAAUGUUCUAAUGUGUGUGAAAUUAGCUGAGGAAUAUGUUUCAUUGGUGAAUGAAAAUAUAUUUACAAACUUGAUUUCUUUUAGGGAUCUAUUAAAUCUAAUUCAAUUAUGCCAAUUUAUUUCUUGUCAUUGUCAUUAAAAUAAAAUUCUUAUCUUAGCUAUUUUUUAAUUAUUCCUACAUCAUUUGUGUGUACCCAUAUUCUUAAAAUGCUUUAUACAGUAUUUAAAUUCAUUAAUAGAUCAGGCCACCAUAUCUUUAAGUUAAAAUUGAUGGUUCAUAUGAAUUUCCUGUUCAUUGAUUCAGUAUUCACAAUCUUUGCACCAGUUAACUGCAAACAGUUUAAUACAAAAUGCCAGGUAUAUAAUUUAUGCUUAUAAUAUAAUUUUUUUUAUAUGUCUACUUAAAGGUUCCCACAUUAUUUAAUGAUAUUCAUUACUUCAUAUUGAUAUUCAACACAUACUGCUGAUAUUAUUUUUUAAUUACAGUAAUUGUUUUCAUUGCUCAAUGUGGUUUUUUUUUCCACAAACAAGUUUCAAAUUUUUAGCAAAGGUACUGUCGUACAGAAAUUUUUACUUAAUAUUCUCAAUUAAUGAAAGUUCAUUGACCUAGUACAGCUAUGUUUUCUCAGAAAACUCAUUAACUAAUCAAAUUUUGUUUUUAAUUUAAGCUCUUGUGUGAAGAAAACAAUUAAGUAUAACACACCAAUGAAUUCAAUGAAUAGCAUGUUUUUAAUGGAUUUCAGGAAAAAGCUUUUUAAGUAAAUUUAUGUAUUAGAAUGUUCACAUAUUUUUGCUGACACCUAUUAAUAAAUUUAGAUAACUAUGGUUUCUUAAUACAAAUGAAGUAUUCAUUGUCACAAAGAAUUGUAUGUGUCAGAGUAAUAACCAGUGCUUGUAUUCAAGAUGUUUGAUUGGUAAAUUUGUUUGUUUUUUACCAUCAACACAAUGUUUUGGGGUAUGUGCGAUUAUAUUUUCUUCGUGAAAUCGGCAAACCCAUUUUUUUGAUGAGAAAUACAAUCUGUUAUUAUAUACAGUAUCUAUUAUAA
Anneissia japonica is the source of this 5772-nucleotide messenger RNA. RefSeq names its product growth factor receptor-bound protein 14-like. The record is from RefSeq and is a predicted model, not a curated record. NCBI's taxonomy places the organism in Eukaryota, Metazoa, Echinodermata, Crinoidea, Comatulida, Comatulidae. Gene Ontology annotation, biological process: signal transduction. The transcript is spliced from 14 exons. Bases 228 to 2234 code for a protein of 668 amino acids.